AUCAUCAGAAGCAUUUCCCUCUCUUUGUACAAAGCUGCUGGGCAUAAGCCAGCCGUGCGCAUGCCCAAUAAAUACUUCCUGCGGAGGUGGAGGACAGUUAGCGAAGACAAACAGUUCUCAGAUAAUUGGAUAGCCUACAACAGAUAUCACCAUCCAAGAUGAUUGAUGUUUCUGUAAAGACCCUUGAUGGUCAAACUAAGAGCCAUAGUGUUGCAGAUGAUACCACUGUUCGACAAUUUAAGGAAACAAUAGCCAGUAGUAUAUCAAUUCCCGCAGACACACAGAGGCUGAUUUUCCAAGGCAGAGUGCUUCAAGAUGAAAAACUUUUAAAAGACUUUAAUGUUCAUGGCAAAGUGAUACAUGUUGUGCAAAGACCCCCACCACGUCCUAACAGUACCAGCCCUAUAGAUAAUGGUGGUGUCAACUCAACCACCGCUUCAGCGCCACCUCCUCCUCCGAGAGAUGUCAACAGUUUUGUUGUCAGUUCUUUUACUUUACCAUCAGACAUUCUGGAUCCGAAUCAGGUUCAGAAUAUUGUUCAACAAGCUGUUCACAAUAUAGGCGAGCUCGGAAGGAAUGCCAGAGUCUCUACGAGGGCAUCGGCUGAUGGUUCGGCUGUUGAUGUUCAUAUCAAUUUGGGGCAGAUUCCCGUCCAGCAGAUGAAUGAAUCUCAACAAAGAAUAAACCACAUCAGAAAGUUAUUGCACUUGGUUAACAUGGCUUUAUCUCGUCUUGAGAAUCCGUCGGCCAACAGUAACCAACAAAGCACCAAUAAUCAAAGAAAUAGCAAUGAACCAGUUCCAGGAGCUCCUAGCCAAAGUGGUACUGCUCAGCCAUCUAGUGAUGAUCAACCCAGUACUGCAAGCAAUUCUCAGGGACCAAGCCCACCACCAGUGACAGUUGUUGCUGAACUAAUGACAGAACUUCAAGAAGUCCAAAGAAGACUGCAGCCAUUCUUAACACAAUAUACAACAUUGGCACAAAAUGAUGCCUCUUAUACAAGUGAACAAACUGAAGCACGCCAAGAGAGUGAGCGUAUAUUCAAUGGUGUGUCCGAGUGCCUGCAUUACAUGAGUCACAUCUAUCACAGUGUCAGUGACCUUACUGUUGACUUUAGUCAGUCUCCACCACGUCAUCUCCAUGCUCACACAGCCAUGCCUGCAUUGGCAGGUUUGAUCCCUUCAACUCUAUCAACAGGAUCCAUACCAGUGAAUGGCCAGUACAGGAUUCCGGGAGGAAACAUCAUACCAAACUUUUCAGCGAUCAAUCCUGGUCUUCGUUCUGCCUCGGCUGCAAGUGGCACAGCCGGGAGUCACAGUACCAGUGGUGGUAGCCACACUAGUAGUAGUAGCCUCAGCAGUAAUGUAACACAAUCAACUGCAGUACCAGCUACCUCAACAACAUCAUCCUCUAGAACUUUCACAUCUGCCAGCACUACCCCAGUACCUCUCAUCACACUACCAUCUACAGUAUUUUCUACUAAUUCUUCUCAGACAACAACUGCCCAAACUAGCAGCACUCCUAUUUCUCUUGGACAAUCAUUUUCUACUUCAAGUUCUAGUCCCUACCUGUUUGUAGAAGUUGGUCCUGAUUCGCUGACUGUCAACAGUAUAUCUGCUCAUGUGGUCAGUUCAGAUAUGACUUCAACAUCAACCUCUAACACAUCAUCAAUGCAGAGAACUUUCCAGGUUAACAUUGGACCCAACCUUUCAACAUCUACUACAACUACUAGUUCCAUGUCUAAUAAUACUACUACUACUGCUGCCAGCAGUAGUAGUACUAAUACCAGCAGUAGCAACUGUCCACCUGGUGGCAGCACUGUUACUAGCAGCAUCAAUGUUAGUGGAACACCUGGAAUAGUUAGCACUGGUGGUACAACAUCCACAACCUCCUCCUCUUCUAGUAGUAGUAGCAGCAGCAACAGUAGUAGUAGUAGCAGCAACAUUGGUACUGGUGUUGGUCGGCCCACUGUAGUCUUACCUGGAAAUGUACCCAACAUUCAAGGUCUCCUAGGUGGACAGCAUCCUGCCCGUACCAUCGAUCCGUACCUCCCCUGCGUAUCCAGACAUUUCCUCUCCUCUCAGGCUCAGAAUGAUGCAACUACUGCUAACGUUGUCGCUGCAGCUGCAGCAAACGUUGCUGCUGCAGCAUCUCAACAGUCAUCGAACCAGGGAACCGACACAGCUCUUGGUGAUGUGGUGGCUGCUGUUAUGGCUGGUCUACUUGGAACAAAUGAUUCUUCAAGUGCUAACAACACUAACACACCAAGUGAGAAUACACAAACACAAGGUGGAAAUGCUGCUAACCAGCGUCCUGUUGCAACACCAGUAUCAAUUUCCCAAAUCUCCCAGGCCAUUGGAGGCAUGGCAAGUCCAGUGUUUGCCAUGGUCUCUCGUAACCUGGCUCGGUCCCAGCCAACCAGUACCACAACCACUACCACCAUCAGUAGCACCGAAGCUCCUUUGGAACCAACAACUUUUGUACAGGCUUUAAGGAACUUCUUUCAAGGAUCAGCUAGAAGUACUGCAUCUGGUGGCUUACAGACUACAACAGUAAACAACAGCAGCAAUGCUGCCAGUGCAACUAACACUACAACAACCACAAGUACAAGAAGUACUGCAACUGCCAGUACAAGUUCUAAUAAUGCUGCUACAACCCAGAGCCAGUCCAGUUCAACAUCGUCUUCCGGGACGACAAGCCAGACUACAAGUGGCACUCAAGUAAUACCAGAUGAAGCUAUCAUUCAGUUAAUCCAGGGCAUUAUCAAUAACUUGAUGCAAGCUGCAACCGGCCAGCAAAAUGUGGGCACAAUUUGGGAUUUUUUUAGUACCAUUGGCGAAGAAAUGGAUAUAGAGCAUUUUGAAGGACUCACCAACGACAUCUUUCAAUGUAUAUCACGUCACUUGACUAUUUCUGAUCUUAUGACCGUUUUGCUGGGUAACUCUGAGCCUCUCAAUAGAUUGCGAACACCUCUUAAAGAACUCUUUCUUCAUCAAAUUCUUAAUGAUGCUGAACCUACAGAAGCCAAUAUUCAGAAUGCUGUAUUACAAUUAUUAACUGAAAUGAGAGCUGAAAUUAAAGCUAUAGUUAGUAUAUCUGAAGUUCAACCUAACAUUGAUGCUGAGGCUACACUGGACAACUUCCUCAAACACCAAUAUACUAAAAUAAUAAAACUGACUAUAGAAUCUGAAGAUAACAAUGAGUUUGGUCAAAGUUUAUACAACUGGUUCAAAACUUUCCUCUCUGAGCUUAUUGUUCUUGGUCGCUUCUGUCUUGUCGAAGGUCACCCGGCUUUCCAGCGAGUGGUGCAUGAUCGAUUGCAACAUUUGACCAAUGGUAUCAAUGUAAUGAUGCAGCAGUCCCUAAUCACCAUGGCAACACUACAGCUGAACGGUUUCCACCCUCAGCAGACUGAGAGCGACAUUCAACACUACAUUGCUUGGAAAGAUUCUGCUUCUGCAGCGAAUAAGGAAUCUGCGAAACCAAAUCCACCAGAAGUGACGGCAGCGGCGGCUGUUCCUGAGGUUGCUGAAAGCGAAGCAGCAUCCCCUAUGGAAGUAGAUUCAGAAACUUCAGCAACAUCUCAAGUGACUAAUAAUAAUAGUAAACCUGACACUACUACUAAAAAUAAAGAAAGCAAACCUAAGUUGGUUAAUGGUGUGAACAGUGAGGAGACAUCUGCUACUACUACUACAGCUGCAACUGUGCCCCUUACUCUUGCUGUGGAACAGACUAAUGCUGCUGCUCCUACCACUACAAGUAAUGGAGACGACUGGUGCAGUGUGGUUCCAGCUGAAUGGGUUCCUAUAAUCAGGCAAGACAUCCAACAUCAAAGACGCCAGAAUCCUCAGACACCAUUCAGCGAUGCAUAUUUAAGUGGAAUGCCAGCUAAGCGCAGAAAGAUGAAUCCUGGUAAAGCAACCAACUUAAGUGAGGUGUCAGAAUUUGUACCGGAUUCACUGAAGAAAGCUGUAGCCUCAGCUGGAGUUGAACCACUAAGCAGUUUGGAAAAUUUAUCAAAUGAGGCAGCUCGUGACAGCAUAUUACAUUCAGCUUUUGAGGACCAGAUGUGUAAUAAUGUGUUGCAGCGGAUACACUUGGACUCUGACUACAAUCCAGAAAUGUUCCCUAACAUAGAAGAAUAUUUCAAAAAACAACGGAAAAGCAAAUGACUAAUUUAGAAAUUUGUACCAGGUGAAGUGUAAAAAAAAAAAAAAAGUUUCUCAUCAUUAUACCAAUAAGCUGCUUGGCUCUAAAACAGACUUACAUUAUUUAAUUUUAGUAUUGAUUGAUUUUAUUCCUAAAAAUUUUUUUUUAUAUAUAUUUCUCAACUUCCUGAAUCUUUUGAAUCCAAUGUGUGCAUCAAUUAGAUCCCUUGAACAUUUGAUACAGGCCACCACCAACCACUCUCUUUAGUAGUGGUUGCUUUACAAAAGGCAGAAAAUGAAUUUCAGUGAAUAUUUCCAAUGUGAUUGUAAUAAAUGUUAUGUUGGUGGCCCACUUUGUGUUUUACUGUAUAGCAAAAUAGUCGAGUGAAUUCUGCUGGGUGCAUGUGUGUGUAAAUACAGAUUUCACAUACCCCUCCACCCCCUCUGCACUGAACAAUAACAACUACCUGAGCAUUUAUUUGAAAUGAAUUUUAGACAUAAAUGUAGUUGAUGGUUUUUAGAUCAUGAUUCUGUAUCAUUAUUAUUAUUCAAUCUCCCUCACACCCUGUUUCUCAUAAGUAAUGUCAGAAGCAGUAUAUAAUAUCUUAAAAUCUUUAAUAUUUAAUUGAUGUCUUCCUGAAGAAAAAUGAGAAAAGUUGCAGUCCUGUCCGCUCUCCCUUUCUAAUUCUUAAACUUAAGGACAACUUAAAACUCCCUUUCCACUGAUUUGAAAAAUUGUUUUUCCAGUGCCACUCACUUUCAAUUGUUUUAUACAGAUAUCCAAACGUAUUUCUUUGUACAGAAUGAAAUUAUUUCGGUCACUUAUACAAGUUUUGGUAUAAAGUUAAAAUGGCACCCCCACCCACCCAAUAUGGCCCAAACAAACCAACCAGUCUUUGGUCCCCAUUUCUUGCUAGAUGAUAUUCACACCCUGCUAUUAAUAAUAAUAAUUCCUUUCGUUGCAUUGAAAUUUUACAUGUUUGCUUUACCAAAAAAAAAAAAAAUUGUGCCUCUCUUCAGUCUUCAACUGUACAUAAGAUUAUGGUUAUUAGACACGGUAACAAUGUCCAGUAUGUCGAUGAUGAGGCUGAAGUAUUUAGUAAUCAGUUUGAUUUCUUUUUGUGAUGAGGAAACCCCUAUGUAAAUACUGGGCCAACUUGACUCCUAUCAGCUUUCAGCAAUGUAUGACGGCUUACCAUUUAAAAAAGAAAACUCUCUCUCUCUCUCUCUCUAUAUAUAUAUACAAAAGUGCUAAUUAAUAUAGUAAAUAAAACUUGUCACAAACUU
Messenger RNA from Octopus bimaculoides (California two-spot octopus), 5435 nucleotides. Its product is annotated as large proline-rich protein BAG6. The record is from RefSeq and is a predicted model, not a curated record. Gene Ontology annotation, biological process: ERAD pathway. Lineage: Eukaryota; Metazoa; Mollusca; Cephalopoda; Octopoda; Octopodidae. Gene Ontology annotation, molecular function: misfolded protein binding; polyubiquitin modification-dependent protein binding. Gene Ontology annotation, cellular component: BAT3 complex.